Molecule: messenger RNA, 3249 nt
Organism: Papaver somniferum (opium poppy)
Lineage: Eukaryota; Viridiplantae; Streptophyta; Magnoliopsida; Ranunculales; Papaveraceae
Product: eukaryotic translation initiation factor 3 subunit C-like
Exons: 4
Coding region: 177-2996 (939 amino acids)
Biological process (GO): translational initiation
Cellular component (GO): eukaryotic translation initiation factor 3 complex
Molecular function (GO): translation initiation factor activity; RNA binding; translation initiation factor binding
Source: RefSeq, a predicted model, not a curated record
GUGAAAGAGAAUAAAAGGGCACAAACACAAGGGUUUACAGACUCGUUUACCUUCCUUAUUUCGUUUCUCUCAAUAGUUUCUGCGUCGUCGUCAUCAAAACUAGGGUUAAAAGUCUACAGAGAUUUCUGAGAUUUUCUAGGUUACCGGAUUUAUUCAGACGCGUAGGAUAAUACAAUAUGGCUUCGAGAUUUUGGACGCAGGGAGGAGGAGGUAGUGAUACCGAGGAGGAGGAGAAUAGUACGGGAGGAGAAACAGACAUUGAGUCUGAGAACGAACUCGGGGAAGCUCCUGAAAGGCAAACUGGCAGAAUCAACAAAUAUUUAGACAAACCCGGAGGUUAUGGAAGUGAUAGUAGUGAUGGCUCAAAUAAGGUAAGGGUCAUUAAAUCUGCUAAAGAUAAACGUCUUGAUGAGAUUAAAGCAACUGUUGAGCAAUUAAAGAAUGGUAUGAAGAUUAAUGACUGGGUUAGUCUGCAAGAGAAUUUUGAUAAGAUGAAUAGGCAACUUGAAAAGGUUAUGAGAGCCACAGAAGCAGUAAAGGCUCCAACUCUUUACAUUAGAGCCCUUGUCAUGUUGGAGGAUUUUCUGGCUGAGGCAUUAGCCAACAAGGAAGCAAAGAAGAAAAUGAGCAGCAGCAAUGCCAGGGCGUUGAAUUCCAUGAAACAGAAACUGAAGAAGAAUAACAAGGACUUUGAAGAUCGUAUUAACGAUUUUAGGGAGAAUCCUGUAGAGAGUGAGCCUGAAAAGGAGGAGGUUGCAGAGUCAGAGGAUGAUGAAUCUGAAGAAGAGGUUGAGGAGGACCCAUCAAAGGCUAACAUGUCAGAUCCAGAGCCCGAAGCGGGACCCGACCCAAAUAAAACUCGUUGGGAGACACAAAAGUCGAAGAAAGAUAAGAUUUUUGAAGGACUCAUUGGGAAAAAUCCUAGUGAAAUCUCAUGGGAUAUAGUAGACAAGAAACUGAAAGAGAUUGUAGCUGCUAGGGGUCGAAAGGGAACUGGACGAGUUGAGCAGGUUGAGCAGCUCACCUUCUUGACAAAAAUUGCUAAGACCCCUGCUCAGAAGCUUGAGAUCCUCUUUUGUGUUGUCUCUGCUCAAUUUGACGUGAACCCUAGUCUUAGUGGGCAUAUGCCCGUAAAUGUGUGGAAGAAGUGUGUGCAGAACAUGCUCAUUAUCCUUGAUAUUCUUGAGCAGUAUCCAAAUAUCGUGGUGGAUGACUCUGUUGAGCCCGAGGAAAAUGAAUCCCAAAAGGGUGCAGAUUAUAAGGAGAAAAUUCGGGUUUGGGGGAACUUGGUCUCUUUCCUUGAGCGUAUUGAUGGCGAGUACAUUAAGAGCUUGCAGACCAUUGACCCCCACACACGUGAGUAUGUGGAUAGGCUGAGAGACGAGCCCAUUUUCUUUGUCCUUGCCCAAAAUGUUCAGCGUUAUUUGGAACGGGUUGGGGAUUUUAGGGCAGCUGCAAAGGUUGCUGUAAAGCUGGUUGAGGUUGUAUAUUACAAGCCUCAAGAGGUUUAUGAUGCAAUGAGGAAGCUUGCUGAGGUAACAGAGAUUGGAGGAAAUGUUGAAACUGAGACAGGAGAUGAGGCCCAAGUGAUCACUGGCCCACCAGCUUUUGUUGCUACUCCAGAACUUGUGCCACGAAGACCCACUUUUCCUAUGAGCUGCAGGACAAUGAUGGACGUACUAGUCUCUCAUAUCUACAAGUAUGGGGAUGAGCGCACCAAAGCUCGUGCAAUGCUUUGUGAUAUAUAUAAUCAUGCCAUCAUGGAUGAGUUUGCAAGUUCCCGAGAUUUGCUUUUAAUGAGUCACUUGCAAGAUGGGAUUCAGCAGAUGGACAUCUUAACUCAGAUACUUUUCAAUAGAACUAUGGCCCAACUCGGUUUAUGUGCUUUUAGAGCUGGAUUAAUUACAGAGGCACACGGAUGCCUUUCAGAGCUCUAUGCUGGUGGAAGAGUAAGGGAGUUGAUUGCACAAGGUGUAUCGCAGAGCCGUUAUCAUGAGAAAACUCCAGAGCAGGAAAAAUUGGAACGCAGAAGGCAAGUGCCAUACCAUAUGCACAUAAAUCUCGAGCUUUUGGAGUCCGUCCAUCUUAUAUGUGCCAUGCUCAUGGAAGUCCCCAACAUGGCAGCCAACAGUCAUGAUCCCAAACUCAGAGUCAUUAGCAAGACGUUCCGCAGGUUACUUGAGGUCAGCGAGAGGCAUACCUUCACAGGACCUCCAGAAAAUGUGCGAGACCAUGUCAUGGCAGCAACUAGAGCGCUAAGCAAAGGAGAUCACGAGAAAGCCUUUGAUGUCCUUAAGUCCCUUGACGUGUGGAAGCUCCUCAGAAACCAAGAAAACAUCCUUGAGAUGCUCAAGGCCAGAAUUAAGCAAGAAGCCCUUAGAACCUACCUGUUCACCUUCUCCUCGUCUUACAAGUCCUUGAGCUUGGACCAGCUUACUGCCAUGUUUGACCUGUCUGAAGCCCAGGUACACAGCAUCGUAAGCAAGAUGAUGAUUGUGGAGGAAUUGAAUGCAAGUUGGGACCAGCCUACCAAGUGCAUCAUGUUCCAUGAUGUGAAGCACACAAGAUUACAGGCUCUGGCAUUCCAAUUGACAGAGAAGAUUGGCAUCCUUGCAGAUAGCAAUGAGAGGGCAUUUGAGGCGAGAUCAGGCGGAGGGCUAGAUGGGCUUCCCCAAAGGCGUAGGGAUGGUGGUCAGGAUUAUGCUGGAGCUGUUGGAGGCCGGUGGCAAGAGAACUCCUCUCAGGGUAGGCAAGGUGGGUUUGGUGGACGCUCAGGAUAUGGUGGUGGGCGUCAGUUUUCAUCUGGGGGGAGAGGAUAUUCUAGGGAUCAAAGAAGUGGAGGGCAGGUUCGCGGAGGAGGUUACUCAUCAGGCUACCAGAGCAACCAUUAUCAGGAUGCAGGAGUCGGGAGGACUUCUUAUCAGACUGGUUCAGGGGGGAGAGGAGAUCCUUCAGUUCGCAUGGUCAGUCUUAACAAAGCAGGGCGUGCUUACUGAGAUGCAGAAAGAGUAGUCUUUUAGUUUUGCCUGUUUAAUUUUUAUGUUUAGUUGAGACUUGGUCCAUGAACCGAUGAUUUCGCUUUUGUUUAGUUAAACUAAAGUGUAAUUUCUUAGUGACUUAAAAUUAUUUUCAUACCAUCAGGUUUCUCCUCAUCUGGCAAGGACCCAAAUGAAUAUUUCAAGAUAUUUUGUGCACUCUUUCCGACUUGGAGUGUGCAGGAGAGGAGAAUCCAGAUGUUCUUUUCGGUUA